Penicillium soppii is the source of this 882-nucleotide messenger RNA. RefSeq lists its product as uncharacterized. The coding region runs from base 1 to 882 and encodes 293 amino acids. The transcript is spliced from 4 exons. NCBI's taxonomy places the organism in Eukaryota, Fungi, Ascomycota, Eurotiomycetes, Eurotiales, Aspergillaceae. The record is from RefSeq and is a predicted model, not a curated record.
AUGGCUCCUUCUCUCAAAUCUGCUGUAGCACUGAUACAACAGUUUAUUGAUCGUUCCGCCAGCUUGAAAGACCUUGAGAACUUUGUCAAAGCCGCCAAAGACAAAGACGCCCGCCAAGUGAAACUUCCAUCGCUUCAAAUAUCAUCACUCCACCUUUCUGACGUUCAAACUAUGUUUGAUCUCAGACUCGUGACUGAUGAUGAGGAACUGUGGAUUGUACCCCCGGUGACCAUGCCAACAGAACUCAUGAGCAUACUUCGCAGAAUCCAGAAUGCCGUUGCUCGCAGCCCUGCAAAUGAGGCGAUCGUUCGCAUGACAAUCGAUUCCCUCCUUAUCUUUGCACACGAGAUCGCAGCCGCUUCGCUCAGCGACCAACAAGUCAACACUAUCAGCAUCCAAGCCGAAAAGACGUGGAAGUAUACCUCUGUGAAGCACAGAGGUAAGGAAUAUGUGCUCUUGGGCCGCCCUGAUUAUGGGGCAUGGUAUGGCGACCCGCAGCAUGAUGCCUUGAACCUCGUUGUGGUCGGGGCUAAGCGUGCGGACGCGUCCUCUAAUGGCCUGCCCCAAGCGCUCGCAUAUAUGGCUUGCGUGCAUAAAAAAAGACUUGAAGCAGAAAAACUCCAUUGUCGUGUUCAUGGUGUGUCCGUGGAUUCGCAGGGCUUUCAUUUCCUCAAGAUCAAUGAUGACGGCACAUGGAGUCAACGGUUUGUGCUUGUCUGGUCUUAUGAGUACGAGCAAGUCCUUGGCCUUCUUGUUCACAUGUUCAAGCAGGCUGCCAAGAUGUCACCCACGUCUUCGAAGCGAUCCUCACGUCACAGGCAAGAGCACUCUAGCGAGUCAGACUUGUCCUUUAAUGCGGAUGCAGAUAUGGAGGAUGCUUGA